GAGGAGGAGGAGGAGAAUAGGCGACGUUCUUUCUGUAACAUUUCAAAGGAAUCGUUCAGCCUAAUCUGGAGAUGGGAAAAAGAGAGAAGAGACGGCUCCAGAGAAUGAUGGAGAGACCGACUUUUCUGUAAUGUUUCCAUUGAUGAUUGUUCUGAAGAUCCGAAGUCCUCCUGUGCCAGAAUAUCAAUCUCUGCGGAGUAUUUGAGGGUGACUAUGCUACUGAGGGGGUCUUUAAGGGCGAGCAACGCUUUACUUUUGCAGACAGAAACUGAGUUGUGUUCAUAGAACACAUUAAUCUCGACGUUUUCUUCUCCUUCAAGCUGCCUUUGUCGGAUUUUAUUUUUAAUUUCAGAGAAGUGCUUUUCCCCCCCACCUCAACUGAUCGAGUCCUUGUUAAUCAACCCACUUAGGCUACUUACUUUAAAAAAUAUAUCUUGCUGUUGUUUUUCCAAGAGAGAGAUUUCUUGUUGGGUCUUGUUGUCCUAAAUACUUAAUUUUUUUUUUUAAAGGUAAUCGGGUCUUUAACAAUUAAUCCUACACAGAAUCAUGGCACGGAGUGUUGGAAAACUAAGAAGAAUUUGGAAUUUGCCUUGCUUGAAGUUAUUCUAGCUGUCGAGAUUAAACAGAGGGAAUCUGGGCUUCGUAUGUGUUUCACUCUGAUUUAAUUUCAAACAAUCGAAUGACCGGACAAACUGAAACAGGGUUUAUGAAGAGGAAGAAGCAUUCCGGAGACGUUUUAAGAGCGCCCACAGUCACCAGGAAUCCUGUUUUCUUAUUUUUUCUAUUCAAAGUUAUUUUGAUCUGUCUGGUUCCGUAUUUUUUUUGGUCAUUCAUAAAAAGGCAGCUAGGUUAAGGGUGGGGGGGACGGACGGACGGACGGACGAGGAGAUUGAGUUACAAAACUUCGCAGGCUAUGAGAGAACCCGUUCUCUCUUGCUUGAGUGCACAACUACUGGAUGUAGAAUCCUUAAGACGACCAGGAAUGCUCCACAGGACUAAAUAUAGUCGUUUCAGAAAUGAGUCCCUCACCUCGCUGGAGGAAGACACGUCGUCGAGCGAUCUCCUUCGCCUGAAGGCCUCGUCCGCUUCUCCUUCCCCUACGUCGAACACGCUCACUGAAGAUGUCCCAGUUGGUACCUCGGACAGCUCCAUUUCUUUGUGCACCUUGGUACCUCGCAUGGCCAACGUCAAACUGGCCAACCCUUCCACCUUACCAAACCUGAAGAACUUCUGCUUACGGGCGAAAGAGGUGCCAAGGUUGAAACUCACAGAAUGCGUCCCUGUUCAAAGCGGCCCAACCGUGCCAGAAACCAGCUUCAGCAGCUCCGUGUCUUCUGGUUAUUCCCAGGGAGACCCAGGCAAGGCAUUCAGGUCCAAGUCAAACGCCCAAGAGAACUGUGUCUUGUUAGCUGUGGGGGACUCUGCCUUCUUGUCUAAACCGAGCAAAGAUCUUGGACCAAAGGGUGAAUCCAGCUUGGAGACUGGAAUAUCCUACGCUGCCCGAUAUAUGGGCUGCAUUGAAGUCCUGCAAUCAAUGAGAUCUUUGGAUUUUGGCACUCGGACUCAAGUAACCAGGUUGGAUCUCUUUUUAAUCGUCUUCCACACAUUAGUUCUUGCUCUGCCCAUCUUUUCUGUGGCAGGCCCUCGAGUGCUGGAAAACAGCUCUCAUAUCACCCCCUACGUCUUCUUUUGGUUAAACUAG
Messenger RNA from Thamnophis sirtalis, 1702 nucleotides. NCBI's taxonomy places the organism in Eukaryota, Metazoa, Chordata, Lepidosauria, Squamata, Natricidae. The record is from RefSeq and is a predicted model, not a curated record.